This is a messenger RNA of Thelazia callipaeda (thelaziosis nematode), 714 nucleotides long. The record is from the annotation of a GenBank genome assembly. NCBI's taxonomy places the organism in Eukaryota, Metazoa, Nematoda, Chromadorea, Rhabditida, Thelaziidae.
AUGCUUAUAGGAAGAAAUUAUAAAUCGUCGAGAGCUAUGAUGACACGACCAAGUACUCGGCAUAUUCGUUUCUUCUGGGAGCUAAUAAUUGCUUUUAUGAUGAUUGUUUCUGCUGCCGUAUUACAAACGUUUCAAUUUUUCAAUAAUGCUUGGUUGGUGCAUAAUAAUGGUUCAUAUGUAUAUCAGCGUGGAUUAGGAGACGACUGUGUAAAAAAUAAUAAAUUUUCCAAUCGAAUAAAGUGUUCAGGAUGGUGGGAUAAUGAAAGUACUUUCAUCAUCAGUGGCCAAAAUCUUACCGUGUCAGACGUUGUUCCUCCUUCUAUGAGUUUGAGGAUUGCUCGUGUACUCAUGAGUUUCAGUAUUGUAUUAUAUUUACUAGUUGCUGUCUCAUUGUUUUUCACUUGUAUAAAGCGCAAUCUAAAAGUAGAAAAAUUUUUAUGCGGAUUUAGUGUAUUAUUGGGCAAGUAUUUGGUUUAUGUUCUCACAAAUUUAAUCAUCGUUUUUUUGGUUAUAAUCAAUAGCUCCGAAGCUUUUAUCAAAACAUUGAGGGAAUGCUCACUUGGCAGUGCAUUUUACUACUUCUUAUUAUCUUAUUUUUUGCUAUGUAUUGGAAGCAUAACACACUUUGAUUCUUGGAUGGAUGUUUAUGUUGACUUACGUGCCAGAAAACUGCCAUUCGAAGGAUUUUUCCUGGCUAAGUUUGGAAGCACGUAG